CUCCAGUUCUCGGAACCCUUUAACAGUCAAGGAAGGUGCUCGAGGCACACUGCAUGGUAAAUGUCACCAUUUGAUUUGGGUUCACUCUCAUACGUUUGUACACGCCCCACCUUUCUCGUAUCGCUCAAACCUCCCAAGCCGACACCUCAGGCAGUAUCUCUUAUCGCUUCCAUCGAUAAGCAUUCCGAGUCGAACUUGGGCUUUCCGCGGGAAAAUAAUGAGGGAACCGACCAGCGGCCCGGCAACUCCAACCUACUCUUCAUAUGAGCUCGAUCAUGAAGUUUGAUUUUGAGUUCUCAUUGAAAAUUGCACAUCCGGAGGAAUGAUUGAGCUCGGUCUCAGCCGGAUAUCCAGCCUCCUUCAACAGACUCCGCUGUCAUGGAAGGCCAUUCACAUUGCGGGCACGAAUGGCAAAGGCUCGAUCAGCGCAUACCUAUCGCAUCUCUUAAAGUCUGGGGGUGUUCGAUGUGGCCGAUUUACCUCCCCACACUUGAUUGAUCGCUGGGACUGCAUCACCAUCAACGAACGGGUUGUUCAGGAGUCUCUCUUCCGUCAGAUCGAGGCUAGAGUAAAGCUACGGGACCAAACGCUAGGUAUCGGCGCAAGCGAGUUCGAGCUAUUGACGGCAACGGCGUUCGAGAUUUUCAACCAUGAGCAGGUCGAGGUCGGAGUUGUCGAGGUUGGCAUGGGCGGCCGCUUAGAUUCCACAAAUAUUCUGAACAACGUCUUGGUGUCGGUUAUUGCCAAGAUUGGACUCGACCACCAGGCUUUUCUCGGAAACACCAUUGAACAGAUUGCGCGGGAGAAAGCUGGAAUACUGAAGCCCGGUGUCAGUUGUGUGGUCGAUGGCACCAACUGUUCGGAGGCAAUAGGGGCCAUCAAAGACCGCAUUGGAGAGCUUGGUCUGAAUGCUGUUGUCGUUCAUCCGGAUGCCCCAGAUGACCAGUUACCUUCCCUUGGUAAAUUGUUUCAGCAGCAUGACCUCCAGACUCACCAAAAGGCGAACAUGUCGUGUGCAGCCGCUUCGCUGAAAGCCCUUCUACCACAGAUCCGCCCGGAGCUUAACGCCGACACCCUAAUCCCGCAACUCACUUCUGUCGAAUGGCCAGGUCGCUUACAGAAACUUGCACUACAGCCGUUAACUGCACGCAAAGAACCUGUUCUGCUGGAUGGUGCACACAACGCGCAAUCAGCUGAAGUUCUUGGAGAAUACGUCGAGCACAAACUGCGCUCCCUGGGAAAGAACGUCACCUGGGUUAUUGCAGCCUCACAUGGGAAGGAUAUUCGCCCAUUAUUCCAUUCAAUUAUCAAGCCCGGCGAUGAUGUUGCGGCGACAACAUUUGGACCCGUUGAUGGGAUGCCUUGGGUCAAGGCUGCCAACCCUGAGGAGCUGUCUUUAUGUGUUCGGGAUCUCCAAGGUAUCGGGGAGGUACAGUCGUUCAAUCAAGACACCCUUGGCGCACUCGAAUGGGCGUGUAGCAGGGCGGAUGGCGGUCCCCUAGUUAUUGCAGGGAGCCUUUAUCUCGCAUCUGACGUUUUGCGUCUUCUCAGGGAGGCGAAAAAAUCAUGAUUACAACAAUGCUCCUCAACAUUUUGAUCUCAAGUGCUUCAGGAAAGCAGAGACCCAUUGCACGAAAUUCCACCACUUUGUCUAAAUGUAUUUUUAAUAUUAUAUUCAACUAUAGACGAAUUGUAUAUGUUUUUAGACGGGAGCGCCGUCGCACCAACCACUCAUCA
This is a messenger RNA of Aspergillus versicolor CBS 583.65, 1737 nucleotides long. RefSeq names its product dihydrofolate synthase. Bases 323 to 1570 code for a protein of 415 amino acids. The transcript has a single exon. Gene Ontology annotation, cellular component: cytoplasm; mitochondrion; cytosol. Gene Ontology annotation, biological process: folic acid-containing compound biosynthetic process. Lineage: Eukaryota; Fungi; Ascomycota; Eurotiomycetes; Eurotiales; Aspergillaceae. The record is from RefSeq and is a predicted model, not a curated record. Gene Ontology annotation, molecular function: dihydrofolate synthase activity; ATP binding; tetrahydrofolylpolyglutamate synthase activity.